AUGGCUCCACCUCCACCAUUCAGGCCAUACGGGGGAGAUGAUUACCGAAUAGUGAGUGAUUUAUCUCGAUUCGACUAUAACAACAAGGACUACAAAUUACCACGUUUACGACGAUCGAGAAACACAACCCCAACCAAUUCAGAAUUCAUUGACGUUCAAUCAUCAACUGCACUAUCGAGAUCAUUCUCUGACAAGUUGACUAUUGAUGGAAUCAUACCGUUUUAUUCGUCACAGGAAGGUAACAAUGAGCUGGGCUCUUAUUAUGGAUCAUUGCAACUGAAUCAGUUCCCCAAGGAGGAGCUGUAUAUACAACGACAACAAGUCUCCAUUGGAAUACAGGUGCCACAGGAUAACGGUCAACUACUUCAUCAAUUACCCCCACAAGUGCCCCCAAAAGAUGUACCUAUGAGAACCAGAUCUCAAUGUGAAUUUCUCCCGUAUCCACCAUCAAUACCGGAUACCAGCGAAAUUCCUCCAUACAACAACAACUCACCAUCGUCAUUACCACAACCAUUGGAAAAAGUUUAUGCUAAAGUCACUCAAUUUGAAACGGGAGAUAAUGAUAGUUUAAUAUCACGACAAAAACUUUUAGAACACGAUUUGAUUAAACAAGUAAUGAAUCAACCAUUAAUUUCAUUCGAAACUGACAAGUUGGGUGAUCGAUAUUAUGGAAGACGGAUCACCAUCACAAUGAAUUUGAUCUUGUACUUGUUUGAAAUUUGUCUCAGUGUGAUUGAAAUCGUUCUUUCAUCGGUUUUGCUUAAACGUGACGACACCAUAAACCGUGCCAUUUAUCGAUAUUUCAUUGCCGAUGGGACCAUUACAAUUAUAGUAGCACUAUUAUUUACAUUGCUGAUUGUCACUUGUGAGAAAAGAAAUGGCAGUUUUUAUUGUACUGCAGCAGUUGUGUUCAAACUUGUUUCAUUUAUAAUAAUAGUGGCGUGUAUUUUCCCCAAUGAUCAAGCUUAUACACAACAUGUAUGGCUGAUGAGAAGAGCCUUGGGUGCAUUCAUCAUCAUUUCUACGUUUGUUUGGCUUUGCAAUUUGAUUAUGUUUUUAACAACGCUUUACAUAUCAAGAUUGAAUCUACUUGAGGAUUUGAAUUUUGAUUUUGAUCAACGAGGAUUGAACAACGAGUUUAACUCCGAGGCAAAUGGUAAAGGAGUCCGUGGUGUCGAGGAGUUGAGGGAAUUUUAUUUGAAUGAAAAUGGCGAAAUGUAUGCAUUACAUGAUGAUCAAGAAAGGGAAAAGUAUAAACACAAUAACAAGAUACUAGUAUACACUUUUUGA
Messenger RNA from Lodderomyces parapsilosis, 1290 nucleotides. RefSeq lists its product as uncharacterized. Bases 1 to 1290 code for a protein of 429 amino acids. The transcript has a single exon. The record is from RefSeq and is a predicted model, not a curated record. NCBI's taxonomy places the organism in Eukaryota, Fungi, Ascomycota, Pichiomycetes, Serinales, Debaryomycetaceae.